Molecule: messenger RNA, 1353 nt
Organism: Macrosteles quadrilineatus (aster leafhopper)
Lineage: Eukaryota; Metazoa; Arthropoda; Insecta; Hemiptera; Cicadellidae
Exons: 1
Coding region: 1-1353 (450 amino acids)
Source: RefSeq, a predicted model, not a curated record
AUGAUUGAGUUGAAUUUUGAAAACUUUGAGUUUAAAGAGCCUGAAAUAGUCACAAAGAGAUCUAUUUUGUCUUUUGCACACAAGUUGUUUGACCCCAUAGGUAUAACUUGUCCUGCUACUCUCUUGCCUAAGAUAUUGCUGCAGAAAACGUGGGAAAGUAAAAUUGGAUGGGAUGACAAGGUUUCAGAAGAGAUAAAACUUUUGUUUUUAGAUUGGGCAAAGCAACUUGAGAUUUUUUCAAAUUUGAAAAUUCCAAGAUAUUUUGGAAAUGAAAUCGGAGGGAAUAUUUCUUGGACAGUUCACUGUUUGUGUUAUGCAAGCCAGGACGCUUAUGCGGCCGCGGUUUUCCUGAGGGGUGAAUCUAAUGGACUUGUCACAGUUCAAUUAGUUCAAGCGAAGAGUAGAGUUGCACCUGUCAAGAAGAUGACCAUUCCUCGGCUGGAGUUACUGGCGGCUACCAUUGGCGCUCGUCUAACUGACAACGUCUUAAAGAGUUUGGGAUUUGAAAAUGUCAAAACAUUUUAUUGGACCGACUCAACCACCGUUUUGUCAUGGAUUCGUCGAGAAGAUUACUGGGGAGUGUUUGUUUGGAACCGAGUAAAGGAAAUAAGAUCCCUUAGUAACAUUGAAUCUUGGAAUCAUGUUCCAGGCCAUAUGAAUCCAGCUGAUUUGCCGUCACGUGGAUGUUCUCCUAAGCAGCUAGUAGAGUCGAAAUGGUGGGAGGGACCACAAUGGCUAAGAAACUCAUCAAACUUGUGGCCUAACCAAAACUUCAGUGAUGAUUGUGAUGAGAAAGAAGUAAAUUCUGAACUUAGGAAGAUCAAAUCAACUACAAAGAUUAUGAUGAAUUCAAAACCUGAACCAGAUUGUUGGUAUUACAGAUAUUUCUCCAGAUUUGAUAAAAUCGUCAGAUUGGUAGGCUGGAUUUUGAGAUUUUGUUCUAACACAAAUAUGUCUAAACAAAAGAUAUCAGGAGAAUUGUCGGUUGAUGAAUUGAUUAAGGCUCAAAAUAAAGUGUUUAAACUUAUUCAGAAAGACGCUUUCCAUAGUAUCAAGGAUGAAAAAUUGAGUUCAUUGUGUCCGUUUGAAGACAGUGAUGGCUUAUUCAGGUUAAAAACGAAAAUCACAGAGAGACCUGAUAGUAGAAAUUUUAAUCUUCCAAUCGUAUUGCCGAGUAACCAUCCUGUUGUUCACAGAUACAUACAAUACAAACAUGAAGAAAAUUCACAUGUUGGAGUCCAAGGAUUGUUAUCUAUUGUCAGAGAAGAAGUUUUGAUUAUUAGUGGAAGAAGAACUGUAAAAUUAGUUAUUGACAAAUGUGUCAUAUGCAAGCGAUACUGUGUUAAAAGCUAG